Molecule: messenger RNA, 1352 nt
Organism: Aphidius gifuensis
Lineage: Eukaryota; Metazoa; Arthropoda; Insecta; Hymenoptera; Braconidae
Product: RNA exonuclease 4
Exons: 3
Coding region: 121-1116 (331 amino acids)
Biological process (GO): rRNA processing
Cellular component (GO): nucleus
Molecular function (GO): nucleic acid binding; 3'-5' exonuclease activity
Source: RefSeq, a predicted model, not a curated record
AAAAGACAAAAAAAAGUGCUCGUGCUAGACAAACACACGAAAAAAAAAUAAAAUAAAUAGGAAUAUAAUAUAAAAAAAGAAAAAAAAAAAAAAAACUCGUAUUGAUAAGAAUAUAGUUUGAUGAUUAAUUUUUUUAUUAUCAUUUGUUUAUUAACAUAUUUUUUUUGUCGCUUAAUAAAAUAUUUAUUUAAUGCAAUUGUAGAAAUUUUCCAUGAGGAAAAUAUUGAGAAACAAAUGCUAUCAAAAAUGAUGCUACCAGAUGAGGCAGCUAUUUAUAAAAGUACUCUUUAUUCUGAAAAAUUAAAAAACACAGAGAAAUCAUUAUCAACAGCAAUGAAAGAUACUAAAAUAAAUACUGAUGAUUGUUGUAAUAAAAAAAUAACAAAAGGUGGAUCAAAUAAUUGGCAAAAAUUUAAACAUAUUGCAACAGCAGCUAAAGAUGAUUCAACAACAACAACAACAACAUCAGGACAAAAAUCAGCAUCAAAACGGCAAUUAACAAAUUCAAACAAUUCAACAAUAAAUAAUAAAAGAAAAGCAUGUAAUCCAAAAAAUACAAAUCAAGAAACAACAAUGAAAACAAAUGUAAACAUGGAUUUAGAAAAUCAAGAAAUAACAAAACAAAUAGCUAUUGAUUGUGAAAUGGUUGGAGUUGGUGAUGGUACUGAAAGUAUUGUUGCACGUGUAUCACUUGUUAAUCGUCAUGGUGCUUGUAUAUAUGAUAAAUAUGUUAAACCACGUGAAAAAGUAACAGAUUAUCGUACACUUGUUAGUGGUAUUAGACCAGAAGAUAUACGUAAUGGUGAAGAUUUUAAUGUUGUACAAAAAGAAGUUGCUGAAAUAUUAAAAGGACGUAUACUUGUUGGUCAUGCACUUAAACAUGAUUUAACUGUAUUAUUUUUAUCACAUCCAAGAAGACAAUUACGUGAUACAUCACGUUAUAGUUUAUUUAGAAAAGUAUCAAAAGGUAAUACACCUAGUUUAAAAAAAUUAGCAACUGAAUUACUUGGUAUUGAUAUACAAACUGGUGAACAUAAUUCAGUUGAAGAUGCAAGAACAGCAAUGCAUUUAUAUGUUUUAUAUAAAAAUAGAUGGGAAAGUGAUAUACAUAAAUGAAAACUUAAUUUUACUUUCUAUUUUCAUUGGAAAUUUAAAUAAUCAUCAUCAAUUAAAGCUGCCUUUUUUUUUUUUCUUUUUUUUUUGACAAUAAUUUAUCAUUAUCAUUAUUUAAAAUUAAAACUAAUUUAUUAUUGUCAUGAAAAAAUAUAUUUAAAUUUGUUAAUAAGUUGAAAGAUUGUAAAUUUAUAAUAUUAACAAAUUAAAAAUAUAAAUGAUAUUUUUUUCAUAUAUCA